This is a messenger RNA of Triticum aestivum (bread wheat), 1056 nucleotides long. RefSeq names its product flocculation protein FLO11-like. The transcript is spliced from 4 exons. Lineage: Eukaryota; Viridiplantae; Streptophyta; Magnoliopsida; Poales; Poaceae. The record is from RefSeq and is a predicted model, not a curated record. The coding region runs from base 49 to 1056 and encodes 335 amino acids.
UCCCGCCGCAUGAGCUAGGGUUCGUUGUUUCUUCUGCUGCCGUCGUCUAUGGUGACGCCGAAUAACCUCGCCGGUAUGAUACCACGCGACCAAGACCUGUCGUUCAUGGCGGCGCCAACCGAUCUCGUCGCUGGCGGCCACGUCGCUUCAUGCUACCACGACUCCCCAACCAUGGCUGCGCCGCACGAUCUCGUCACCGGUGGCCGUGUGGCACGGUGCUACGACGUCCUCUCGUCCAUGGCCAUGCCGAACGAUCUAGUCGUCGGCAGACGUGCAAUGUCUACCGUGCAGCAAGAUGCAUCCACCUGCUAUGUGAUGCCGCAGUCGUCGUCCACGGCGACGGACUCCCGGCCGGUGGUUCCAAUGUUAGCUAAGGCGCCACAUCCGUCUAGAACUCUUCCUGUCCCGGUUAUUAUGCAACUCCGAAGCCAACAAGAACAGAUGGUGGCCGGGCGUCAAGACAUCGUUCUGGGCAGCCGGACAAACUCCUCAACCACGGCCACGCGUCAAGACACGUCCAACAGCUUCGUCAUGCAUUCAGUCAGGCCGCCGCCGGCGGCGGCGACGGCGACCUGUCGGUCUACGACUUCUCCUAUUACCGAGGAAAAUAUGGUAUUAUGUAAAUCGACAAACAUGGCGAUGGGCGAGUCGAGCUGUGAGCCUAUGACGCCGAGAAAUAAGUUUACUGAUGAUAUCGACUUGAGUUUGUUGACGUUGAUAAAGGAGAAGAAAAUUGUGCAACUAAGGCAAAGCCCCUCGCGUCGCCCGCGUCUGGCGACACGGGGGAACCAGCGCCGCCGCCCAAGCUCCGCCUACACCGCCGCUCCCCGCAGCGCCGUCGCCGGAGGGCCGGCCGCGCGAAGCCGAGUCGCGCCCAAGGAAGGUGGCGGCGGGGCGGUCUCGUUCCCAUCUCCGUGCCAGAAUCCCUCCCCCAACCCUCGAUCUGGCCGGAGCCGCUCCACCACCGCGCCCCCCUCUCCAGCGCCUCCUCCCUCGUCCACUCCGACGGCGCUUGUCCCCUCCCUGGCCGGUUUCGGGGCGGCGGCGGCGCCCUGA